AUGCCUCGGAUGAAAAAUAUGGAGCUUAAGGAUUUUACAACUGGAACCUGGAACGUACGAACAUUAUAUAAACCUGGAAAUUUGACGACAGCGAUAUUGGAACUUGAACGAUAUCGGCUGGACAUUAUUGCGAUUCAAGAAGUAAGGUGGACGGGAGAAGGAAGCUUAAAAAUUGGAAAUUGGACGGUGUUCCAUAGUGGUGGCGAUGAACACCAGGGUGGUGUUAGUUUCAUUGUGAAUGAUAAAAUAUUACAUAGAGUUAAGAAGUUUAAGGCAGUGAAUGACAGAAUUUGUCAUAUGGAGCUGGAGUGCCGGUGGUUUAACGUGAUACUAAUUAACGGGUACGCCCCAACUGAAGACAAAGAAGAUGAAGUCAAAGAUAUUUUUUACGAAAAUUUAGAAAAUGAGUGCGACCGGAUACCGACUAACAAGGUAAAAAUCUUAUUGGGAGAUUUUAACGCAAAAAUAGGGCAGGAAGUAGAGUAUAGACCAACAAUUGGGAAGGAGAGCCUGCAUAGAACAUCAAAUGAUAAUGGCACAAGAUUAGUUAAUUUUGCUACAACCAGAAACAUGAUAAUAAGUAGCACCACAUUCCCACAUAAGGAUAUACACAAGGAAACCUGGGUAUCACCAUCAGGACAAAUAAAAAACCAAAUAGACCAUGUUGCAGUGGACAGACGUUUCAAGAAAUGCGUCAUGGAUGUCCGGAGCAUGAGAGGUAGCAGCGCAAUGUCCGAUCAUUUUAUAGUAAGAGCAAAAAUCAAGCUACGUCUGUCAGUUGAAUGGAGAAAAAAGAACGUCUCUAUCAAAAGGUUUAACAUAGAAGACAAAAAAAACCAAGAAAUCAAUAGACAGUACAAGAACAAACUAAAAGAGACCUUGAGUCUGACGGAGAAUUCAAAUAACGUAGAUAAUAACGUAGAUAAUCUAUGGAAUGAGAUUGAAAACUCGAUUAAAACGGUAGCCACAGAAGUCCUAGGAUUUGAAGAAAGAGAAAGGGGGAAAAAAUGGUUUGAUGAACAAUGUAAAAAAGCGAAUAAUGAAAGAGAUAUUGCCCGAAUAAAAAUGCUAAAAGACCCAAGUGAGGAAAAUAAGAGAGUACUAUCGACUAGACAAAGGGAAACUAAACAAUUGUUUAGAAAAAAGAAAAGAGCAUGCGAAAAUUCUAGACUUGAAAUAAUAGAAAACAGCUACAAUAACAAUGUAAGACUUUUUUUUGAAAAGACUAAUGAAAUUAAGAAUGGAUUUAAGACAAAAGCAACAAUUAUAAAAGAUGAAGAAGGAUUACUAAUAACGGAUAAAAAAAAGGCUGCAAACGAGUUUAGGAACAUGUUUGAAACAAUGCUGAACCAACCUACUCAAGUAGAAGUGGAAGAAAACCUCAACACGGUUGAACAGAGAUUAGACGAACCCACGUUAGAAGAAGUAGAAAGGGCAGCAAAUAUGUUGAAAAAUAGGAAAGCACUAGGGGAAGACGCAAUUGUUGCAGAACUACUGAAAGAAGGAGGAAAAGAACUAAUGACAUGA
Metopolophium dirhodum (rose-grain aphid) is the source of this 1527-nucleotide messenger RNA. RefSeq names its product craniofacial development protein 2-like. Lineage: Eukaryota; Metazoa; Arthropoda; Insecta; Hemiptera; Aphididae. The coding region runs from base 1 to 1527 and encodes 508 amino acids. The record is from RefSeq and is a predicted model, not a curated record. Gene Ontology annotation, cellular component: nucleus. Gene Ontology annotation, molecular function: catalytic activity. Gene Ontology annotation, biological process: chromatin remodeling. The transcript has a single exon.